ACCACAAUAUCAACCUACAUGGCAAUAUUAUUGUCUCAUUUCAUCAUCUGAUCGACCUAAAAGCACUCUUCCAAAUUUGAAUUUCAUAUCCUCUCAUACCUAAUACACCCUCCAUAAAAACUCUAUAAACAUCAACCUAAUCCCCAGAAGCCUCUCACAAAAUUUACAACUAGAAGAAAGAUGGAGCAUAGUCGUUUCAUUAUUGGGUUGGCCAUUACUCUCCUCCUCACAAUCGCCACCACACCUUGUCACUGCAAGUACCACUCAAAAACGGUGCCCCUACACCAACUCAAAGAGAAAGUCACGCACCUCCACUUCUACCUCUUCGACAUCCUCAGCGGCACCAAACCAAGCGCUAUGGAGGUCGCACGUCCAAAUAUCACCACUGACAAGUCGGCCACGCCCUUCGGCAGCCUCUACGCCAUCGACGACCCUCUCCGAGAGGGCCCUGAGACCAACUCGUCGAUUGUUGGAAAUGCCAAGGGGCUCUAUUUGUCGGCCAGCCAAGAUCCAGCUGACUUUACCAUCGUUAUGUACGUGGAUUUUGGUUUUACUACCGGUAAGUUUAAAGGGAGCUCCUUUAGUGUGUUCUCCAGGAAUCCAGUGGCAGAGUCGCCGGAGCGGGAGGUGGCUGUGGUUGGUGGGAGAGGGAAGUUUAGGCUGGCGAGAGGGUUUGCAAAGGUUAAGACUCAUGACUUCAAUGCUACAAAUGGUGAUGCCAUUUUGGAGUACAAGGCAACUCUCAUUCACUACUGA
Molecule: messenger RNA, 756 nt
Organism: Fragaria vesca subsp. vesca
Lineage: Eukaryota; Viridiplantae; Streptophyta; Magnoliopsida; Rosales; Rosaceae
Exons: 1
Coding region: 181-756 (191 amino acids)
Source: RefSeq, a predicted model, not a curated record